Molecule: messenger RNA, 1167 nt
Organism: Fusarium coffeatum
Lineage: Eukaryota; Fungi; Ascomycota; Sordariomycetes; Hypocreales; Nectriaceae
Exons: 2
Coding region: 1-1167 (388 amino acids)
Biological process (GO): carbohydrate metabolic process; peptide modification
Cellular component (GO): plasma membrane
Source: RefSeq, a predicted model, not a curated record
AUGACUCAACGAUACAUCUCGAACAACCUCCCUGCUCAGAGUCUGGGCUCAGAUCCCAAAGAGCUGCUAACUUAUGCUCUUGAGCUUGUCGUCAGACACACCCCGCCUCGCGAAGUGUACCUUGAACGUCAUCUUGGUGGACUAUUCACCGGGUACACUGGUCUUGCCUACUUGUUUCUUCAACUGUCCGAACUGUAUCCGGACCUGCUGAUAUCUGGCAAGAAGCUGAUAUCAUGGGCGGAACGAUAUCUUGAUGGAGACCGGGGGAGGCUUGUCUUAGAGAAGGGUAACUGCGGUAUUUCAUCUGAAAAGAUGUCUUUCCAGGCAGUAAGAGCAUGCGUGACUAAGGACGAAGAUCACUUGAUCGAGUUCCUCAGCAAUAUUCCAGUUCUUCUUGGCCCAUACACGAGCCCCCAGGAAGACGCUUUCCCUUCAGAGAUACCAUACGGAAGAGCAGGUACGUUGUACUUGCUACGUAUGGUGAGACACUGGAUGCCAAGGAGUGAAACUCUCAUCGAAUCUCCUCUACGAAGACUGACAGAAAGGAUUAUGUCCACUGAUGAUGAUGGACGAGGCAAUUGGGAGUGGCAUGGAAAACGAUACUUUGGUGCAGCGCAUGGUGAUAUUGGUAUAAUCACGCAGGUCGUUCUUUCAAACCCAUCGCUCGCUCCGCAACUCGCCCGACGACUGGAGAAACUACUCGAGCUUCAGCUAUCAGAUGGCAACUGGCCAUCAAGCGCGCGGAGUCUCAAGGAAGGUAAAACUGCGAGCCUGAUCCAGUGGUGCCAUGGCGCCCCUGGGUUCUUGUACUCUCUCCAAUCCCUACGCCCUUACUUUCCUGAACUUGAAAGCCGGAUUGACUCUGCUAUCGAAAAGGGGCAGAACAUAACCUGGAGACAUGGACUACUCACCAAGGAGCCCAGCUUGUGUCAUGGAAUCUUUGGGAACGCAUUGGUGCUCCCCAAGGGACCAAAACGACAGCAUUUUCUGGCGUUAGCAACGGCCGACGCCGUGGAGAAAGUGCGGCGACAUGAUCCGAACCUCUUCGAGCCUGCAUCUUACGGCCACAAAGCUGCAGUUCUCAUGAAUUACCUGCCGAGCGCCGCAUGGACAUGGGCUGUUUGUGAACAAGAACAUCCUAAACUUAUCAUGUACAAUGAUGUGUAG